Molecule: messenger RNA, 837 nt
Organism: Paracoccidioides lutzii Pb01
Product: enoyl-CoA hydratase
Exons: 3
Coding region: 1-837 (278 amino acids)
Biological process (GO): fatty acid beta-oxidation
Cellular component (GO): mitochondrion
Molecular function (GO): enoyl-CoA hydratase activity
Source: RefSeq, a predicted model, not a curated record
AUGGCUUCCUUCACAACCCCUCCCCCACAGUCUCCAGUAUACCUCCUGUCUUAUCCCGCGCCCAGGGUGCUUCUUGUUACCAUUAACCGUGCUAGGUACAUGAAUUCUAUUCCUUUCCAGGGACACUGGGAUUUGCACACGAUCUGGCAGUGGUUCGACGAUGAGCCCACAUUACAAGUUGGAAUCGUGACCGGGGUUGGCGACAAAGCCUUCUGCGCUGGCCAGGACCUUCUUGAGCUCGAAAGAAACAGCAAAAACCCGCCAGCGCAGGAAUACCUAAAGGGACAUCCACCGUCCGGGUUUGCUGGUAUCAGCCAGCGGAAGGGUAAGAAGCCCAUAAUCGCUGCUGUCAAUGGUUUCGCAUUCGGAGGCGGCUUCGAAAUAUGCUUGAAUUGUGACAUUGUUGUUGCCUCGCCUCGCGCCAAGUUUGCUCUCCCAGAGGCAAACCGCGGUGUGUAUGCAGCCGCAGGUGGCUUACCUCGCGUCGUUCGCAUCGCCGGACUACAAAUUGCCUCCGAAAUCGCACUGACGGGCAGAUCUAUAUCCGCCCAGGAAGCGAAAGCAUGGCAACUUAUCAACCGCAUUUCCGAAACUCAUGAAUCGCUCAUGGAUGAGGCAUUGUCGCUAGCGAAGGAUAUUUCUAGUCUUAGUCCCGAUGCGAUUAUUGUAACUCGGGCCGGUUUGAGAGAGGCGUGGGAGGUUGGAGAUGUGUCAAAGGCGGUUCUCAACACCCACGUGAGAUAUUCGAAGAAUUUGUAUGAGGGUCAAAACCUACGUGAAGGUCUUGCUGCAUUCCGGGAGAAGAGACAACCUAACUGGGUCAAGCCAAAUCUUUGA